CAGGACCCCGGCACCUACCCAUGCCUAGGUGAGUUCGCGUGAGCCGCCGCCGCCGCCGUCCCGUCCCCGCCGCCGCCCCGCGCGGCCCCGCCGCCGGCCAGGAUGCUGGAGGAAGCAGGAGAGGUGCUGGAGAACAUGCUAAAGGCGUCGUGCCUGCCGCUCGGCUUCAUCGUCUUCCUGCCCGCCGUGCUGCUGCUCGUGGCGCCGCCGCUGCCCGCCGCCGACGCGGCGCACGAGUUCACCGUGUACCGCAUGCAGCAGUACGACCUGCAGGGACAACCCUACGGCACGCGGAACGCGGUGCUUAACACGGAGGCGCGCACCAUCGACGCGGACGUGCUGAGCCGGCGCUGCGUGCUCAUGCGGCUGCUGGACUUCUCGUAUGAGCGCUACCAGCGUGCCCUACGCCAGUCGGCUGGUGCCGUGGUCAUCAUCCUGCCGCGGGCCAUGGCCGCGGUGCCGCAGGACGUCAUCCGGCAAUUCAUGGAGAUCGAGCCCGAGAUGCUGGCCAUGGAGACCAUCGUGCCCGUGUACUUCGCUGUGGAGGACGACGCCCUGCUGUCCAUCUACGAGCAGACGCAGGCUGCGUCCGCCUCCCAGGGCUCUGCCUCUGCCGCCGAAGGGUUUGGAAGAAGUUGCGGACAUACUACGGUUCCUGAGAGGCACUCUCCCAGCUCCCCCAGUGAUGACACCUCCCAUGGCCAUCACGAUUGUGUGCUGCUGCACACCGCCACCGCCAACGGCUUCCAGAUGGUCACCAGCGGGGUCCAGAGCAAGGCCGUGAGCGACUGGCUCAUCACCAGCGUGGAGGGGCGGCUGACCGGGCUAGGCGGAGAGGACCUGCCCACCAUCGUCAUCGUGGCCCACUACGAUGCCUUCGGGGUGGCCCCGUGGCUGUCGCACGGCGCAGACUCCAACGGGAGUGGCAUCUCCGUGCUGCUGGAGCUCACCCGUCUCUUCUCCAGGCUCUAUACCUACAAGCGCACCCACGCCGCGUACAACCUCCUGUUCUUUGCGUCUGGAGGAGGAAAGUUCAACUACCAGGGCACCAAGCGCUGGUUAGAAGACAACCUGGACCACACAGAUUCCAGCCUGCUCCAGGACAACGUGGCCUUCGUCCUCUGCCUGGACACCCUGGGCCGGGGGGACAGCCUGCACCUGCACGUGUCCAAGCCACCCAGGGAGGGGACACUACAGCACUCCUUUCUGCGGGAGCUCGAGACGGUAGCCGCCCACCAGUUCCCCGAGGUGCGGUUCUCCAUGGUGCACAAGAAGAUCAACCUGGCAGAGGACAUCCUGGCCUGGGAGCAUGAGCGCUUCGCCAUCCGCCGGCUGCCUGCCUUCACCCUGUCCCAUCUGGAGAGCCACCGUGACGGCCAGCGCAGCAGCAUCAUGGACGUGCGGUCCCGGGUUGACUCCAAAACCCUGACCCGAAACACGAGGCUGAUCGCCGAGGCCCUGACCCGUGUCAUCUACAACCUGACGGAGAAGGGGACGCCCCCGGACAUGCCAGUCUUCACGGAGCAGAUGCAGGUCCAGCGGGAACAGCUGGACUCGGUGAUGGACUGGCUGACCGCCCAACCGCGGGCCGCCCAGCUGGUAGGCAAGGACGGCACGUUCCUCAGCACGUUGCAGCACCACCUCAGCCACUACCUGAAGGAGGUCAGGCCGCACCACGUCAAGGCCGACAAGCGGGACCCUGAGUUUGUCUUCUACGACCAGCUGAAGCAGGUGAUGAACGCCUACAGGGUCAAGCCGGCCAUUUUUGACCUGCUUCUGGCCGUCUGCAUUGGCGCCUACCUCGGGAUGGCCUACACGGCGGUCCAGCACUUCGACCUGCUGUACAAAACAGUUCAGAGACUGCUGAAGGCCAAGACGCAGUGACGCGGCUGCUCGGCGCCGGCAGGAGGGCAGGGCCUUGCCCCUCGGCGGCUGUAACCCUGAAUUACAGAGCUUUUCUGUGUUGCUCUUGAGGAUUUGGGGGCUUCUUUCUCUUGUUUAUCCUUUGAGCUCCCUCGGAGGAGCGCUGGUGGAGGUCUGGUCUGGGGCCUGGCCACGGACUCGGGGACAGACGUGUGGAUGAACCCCUGCCCUGGAGUCGGCCCCGUGGCCCUUGGGGCGCGUAAGCCACGCCAGGAAAGACGAGCCGUGCCCAGCUCAGCCUCAGCCUCACCCCCGCCCGUGAUGCUGACCGUGGACCUGAUGGUCGCAGGCCAACAGGGUCAGGGCCAGGCCACCCCCGUGCUGGCUCUGCAUCUGACCUCGAGGCUGUCCCCACCCCCUCUGUCGACCCGGGUACUCUCUUCCCUCCCGUCUGGAGAGGGUGGCCCCGCCUCUGGGUCUCCGGGUUCUGGCCGCUCCCUCACAGCCUUGUACCCUCACCCAGCCGGCCCUGGGACGCGACUCCCCUGAGCCCCCUUGGGCGGCUGGUGCCUUGAACACCUGGCAGCCUCCCCAGGGGCCCUUGCACUGCUCACCCUGCUUCGCGCUGCCCCUGCCCCGGACUCUUGGGGCUCCGCGCUCAGCCUGUCCCCCUGCGGAGCCCCGGGGGUGGGGGCGGCCCCUCUGCCCCUUUCCCUGGGCCUUGGUUUCCUCACAUGCGAGGAGGAGAAUGCUUUCGGGGGGAGUGGGCACCCCCCCACCCCAGGAGGAGACGUGACCAUGGGAGCAGCUCUUCCUGGGGCCCUGAGGGGGCGGGUCCGGGCCUGAGCCCCACAAACCAGGUGCCUGUUGGGGCCUGAGCCGCUUGGAAGGGGAGGAGCGGGCAGGGCUGGGACUGACCUCAGGGAGACCCAGGUGUUCAGAUUCAUUAGCAAUACAGUCAGUUAAGUGUUGAGUGCUGGGGGGCCAGGGUCCAGGAGAGGGGACUCCAGGGGCCUCCUGGCCACCAGGGAGGGCUCGCCUGCCUUCCAGUUCUGAGGGGCCUGGCGGGGCUGGGGACUGGCUCGCUCCCAAAGCCGCCCGACGCUCACUGGAGGGAACGGUCUCCUGGGGGCUCCUGGCUCGGCUGACCGUCCUGUCAGGCCUGGGAGGGGCAGGCGUGGAGGCUGCAGGUCCUCUGUCUCGUCCCACCCUCUCCCUGCCCGGUGGCCCGUCUCCCCCAAAGACUGUUUACUGAGUGCCCGGCCACCUCUGGGGCAGGAAUGGGCCCGGCCCCGCCCGGCCCAUCCUAUCCUUCCCCAUGUGUGAGUGUGUGAGCCGUGGACGAGCUGUGGUUGCCGCGUGAGCGUCCUUCCUCCCCAGGGCACAUGGUCAGGAUCGCUGACCAGUUGGAGCUCAGGAUGCUUGUGGGACGCGGCCGGACGAUCAGAAAUAAAGCCAUAAUGAAUGACA
Messenger RNA from Mesoplodon densirostris (Blainville's beaked whale), 3333 nucleotides. RefSeq names its product nicalin (gene NCLN). Gene Ontology annotation, cellular component: endoplasmic reticulum membrane. Gene Ontology annotation, biological process: regulation of signal transduction. The transcript has 16 exons. NCBI's taxonomy places the organism in Eukaryota, Metazoa, Chordata, Mammalia, Artiodactyla, Ziphiidae. The record is from RefSeq and is a predicted model, not a curated record. Bases 103 to 1884 code for a protein of 593 amino acids.